CACAGUUUCUCAAGAGCCGCGCAUACGAAUGGACACGUUUUUCCGCAACAACAAGUGAGAGUGAACGUUAUUUAUUUCAGUUAAAUUUUUAUUCAAUAAAAAUAUAAAAUAAUAAAAAUUCAAAAUAUUAAAAAAAAACUAAAUUAAAUAAUAAAUUGCACUUGUUUUGUGACAAAAAUAAAAAAACUAGUUUUGAUUGCUGUAAAUAUAUUAUCAUUUAAUUUAAGAAAAAUAUUUAAGUGUUAAAAAUUUACAAGAAAUUUAUUUAACUAGUAAAUAAAUUAAAGAAUUUUAUUUUAUCUGUCUAAAAGAAUUUGAAAGUUGGUUUUAAGUGGUUUUUCUUAGCCAAAGCACACUUGCUUACAAACUCUAAAAAAUAUAAGAAAAACAAAAAUGUUAAUUAAAUUAAUUUUAAAAUUAAUUUAUAUUAUUCUGCCUUUGUUAAGCCUUUGCCAUGGCUUUAAUACGGAGUCAACAGAAACUUCUAGCGAUUUAUACGAUAAUUUUACCAGUACAGAAUCCUCUACUACAUCACUGCCUAAACAGUUGUAUCAGAAUAAACGUCGUUUACUAUUGAGCGCCAUCGUUAUAGUUCUCGGAGUGAUUGGUAAUUUUUUGGCUUUAGUGAUUUUGGCGCGCAAAAAGGCCACCAAACAUAGUAAAUAUACGUUUAUGUUGCGAUGUUUAUCCACUAACAAUUUUAUCGGUUUAUUGGGCAUGUUAACCACUCUACUGUUGAAAUUCUAUGUACCACGUGAAAUCUUUGAACAAUACACCAAAUGGGAUUGUGUAGGCAAAGUCAUUUGGAGAUUUUUCGGCUUAAGUUCCGGUUGCAUAGCAGCCGUUAUGGCCAUAGAACGUUGGAUGGCAUUGGCAAGACCAUUUAUAUAUCACAAACACAUUACAUAUGAAUUGGUGCGUAAAACUAUUAAAUCCUUAAUAUUAAUAGCAGUGGUCAUUACGUUUUUGCCAUUCUUUGGUUUCGGUGCUUAUAUGGAUGACAGUGAUCCAAAUAAAGUGAAAUGUUUACGUUAUCGUGAUGCUGAGGGUUUUUUGAAUAAAACCUAUUCUGUUUUGUUUAUGUUAUUUGGCACUCUAUUGUGUGUGGUUAUAGUCGCCUGCAACUUGUUUGUUACACGCGUUCUAUGCUUCAUUGGACGUACACGUACCACUCAACGUCACAUGACUUACGACAUGGUAAAUCGUUGUGAAAAGGGUUCGACCGCACAAAUUGAUGGUGAGAGCUCUAGCGGCACGACACUAUAUCAGCAUCAUCAAAGCAGUACGACACACAUACCACAAUAUCAUCACACUAACAGCGUGACUUUGACAGCAGCCGCAUCGCCCGAUGAAAUUAAAUUCGCCAAAUUAAUGUUGUUCUUGAGCAUUUCAUUUGUUAUCUGCUGGAUGCCACAAAUGAUUGCCAUACCCAUGGCCAUAGUACCGAAUCGUGUUCCCAAAGCUCAUCCUUUCUUUUUAGUUGCCGAUAUGUUGAUGGCUUUACAUUUUACAUCGGACCCGUAUGUUUAUGUCUUGAGUCGCACGAAACACUCAUACAUUUUGGGUUGCCUCAAGCGCUGGCGUACCGGUUUAAAACGUUCACAAAGCGAUCAAAGUCGUUUACGCACAACCAUCGAACAACAUACUUUAGAUUGUGGUCUCAAUUAAGUUGACAUUGCAUUUUGGUUUUAUUUUUAUUUGAUCUUCAUUUACGUAUGUUGCUGCUGGAUACUUUUAAUAUAUUUUUUUCAUCUUGCGAAUAAUUACAUGCUUCCUUUGUAACGUAAAGACAUUAUCAUUUUUUAAGGCACAGUGGGUUAUAGCUUAUAAAACAAAAAUAACUUAAUUGUUAUUAUAAUUUAUCAGAAAAGUUAUUGAUCUCAUUGAAAACAAAUCUGAAAAUUUUAAUCCUUUUAAUUCGAAAUACAGAUUGGGGAUUAAGUUUGGCACAGUUAAACACAAAACCGCAAUAUCUUACAAUUAAGGGUACAUGGUUUAUUGACAAUUUAAAUAAUUAGACUAAUAAGUCCGAAAGUAGCCCGAACGAAAAUUUUUUACGAAUUAUUAAACGAAACUUUUGCUUUCGUAUUGUCUUCAAAAAUGUGAACUGUACGGAAGAUUUACAGAUGCAUAUCGCAACAAUAUUUCUGUGUGUUACAAACAUUAGCACAACCUCUUUACAACUUUAGUGGUAUAGGGUAUAGAAAUCCUAUUAAUCCUACGUUUUAUUGAAAUUAUUGAGAACAAAAAUACAUUGAAAACUUGUUAUGUAAAGUUUUGCCUUUUAAAGCUGCAAAUGCCAAACUUCCGCAUAAGUUUCUUAUUUAUUGAGAGCAAAUAUUGAUUUCUUUGUAAUUUGGAAAAAAAUAAAUCGUGUUACUUCCAGAUGACUCAAGUAGCACAGCGUUCCACUAACGGUCAUAUUUCGCGAUCGGCUGAUGGGAAACAAAUCAUGUGAUCAUAUUGCAAUUAUUGAGAACAAACAUUGAUUGGAAAUUGUAUGCGAGCUUUCUGUAUUUGGACUUUAAGUAACUCUUACAAUUUACAUUGUACACUUUUUAUGAAAAGUUGCGAAUACAUUUAUUAUACUGAUCGCACAACAUUUCUUUCUUAUUUAUUGAAAACAAAUAUUGAUUCCUUUAGAAAUAAAACAAAAUUAAACUGUUAUUUACCUGAAACUGUUAAUUUUAAUUACAAAUGGCAAUAUUUUACUAAAUAUUCCGAAUGAUAUAAAUAGA
Messenger RNA from Lucilia cuprina (Australian sheep blowfly), 2738 nucleotides. Its product is annotated as prostaglandin E2 receptor EP2 subtype. Lineage: Eukaryota; Metazoa; Arthropoda; Insecta; Diptera; Calliphoridae. Gene Ontology annotation, molecular function: G protein-coupled receptor activity. The transcript is spliced from 5 exons. Gene Ontology annotation, biological process: adenylate cyclase-activating G protein-coupled receptor signaling pathway; inflammatory response; positive regulation of cytosolic calcium ion concentration. The record is from RefSeq and is a predicted model, not a curated record. The coding region runs from base 394 to 1668 and encodes 424 amino acids. Gene Ontology annotation, cellular component: plasma membrane.